Messenger RNA from Rhododendron vialii, 805 nucleotides. RefSeq lists its product as uncharacterized. The transcript has 2 exons. The record is from RefSeq and is a predicted model, not a curated record. NCBI's taxonomy places the organism in Eukaryota, Viridiplantae, Streptophyta, Magnoliopsida, Ericales, Ericaceae. Bases 239 to 805 code for a protein of 188 amino acids.
GUUCGCCAUAUUCACUUACGUUAAUACUCUUGUCCAAAUUUGGUAGAAUUGUCUUGGGGCAUUGGAUGGGACAUAUGUGCCAGUAAAUCCCCCGGCCGCUAACAGGGCACGAUAUAGGUCGAGGAAGGAUGAGAUUGCUACAAAUGUCUUAGGUGUUUAUACCCGGGACCUUAAAUUUGUCUAUGUAUUGUCUGGUUGGGAAGGAUCGACCACAUAUUCUAGAAUCCUUGGAAAGGCCAUGGAAAGACCCCACGGUCUUAGAGUUCCCCGUGGACAUUAUUACCUUGUUGAUGCCGGCUACACCAAUGGGGACAGUUUUUUAGCACCAUACCGUGGCCAGGGGUAUCACAUUAACAUUUGGAGGCAAGGUCACAUGCCAAUAAGCAAAGAGGAGUUCUUCAACAUGAAACACUCCGCCACUAGGAAUGUCAUUGAGAGAAGCUUUGGGGUUCUCAAGAUGCGGUUUGCCAUUUUGAGAUCUCCCUCCUAUUACCUCAUAAGGACUCAAUGCCGUAUCGUGUCAGCAUGUUGUUUGCUUCAUAACCUAAUUAAGAGAGAGAUGCCGAACGAUCCCAUUGAACACGAGUACACAGUGUGGGAACGAGCACAUGUGAACGAUGUCCCUGUUGAUGAUAACAUUGCUAACGUUGAGAUUUCCAAUGAGUGGACUGCAGGGAGGGAUGCUCUAGCGGCGGCCAUGUACAACCAUUGGUUAGCCAAUGGUGGGGGACAAGUUAUGACACCCCGCUUUCCGGUGGCCGGCGGUACUGCAGAAAGUGUCCGGACAGAAGGAGGCAAGUCAUGA